Molecule: messenger RNA, 1961 nt
Organism: Branchiostoma floridae (Florida lancelet)
Lineage: Eukaryota; Metazoa; Chordata; Leptocardii; Amphioxiformes; Branchiostomatidae
Product: aminopeptidase B-like
Exons: 13
Coding region: 17-1942 (641 amino acids)
Biological process (GO): proteolysis
Molecular function (GO): metalloaminopeptidase activity; zinc ion binding
Source: RefSeq, a predicted model, not a curated record
CUCGCCCAACGUGAAAAUGGCGGACCCCGACGCAAAGCGGCCGAAGUUGCAGUUCGCGGGUUCCUCGGACAAGCUCUACUCGGACUCUGCAGAGGACGUGGCGUCCGCCGCAAACUUCAGACACGUCAAGGUCAGCAACUACCACCUGGACUUGGACGUGGACUUCAAGACCAAGACGAUCAGCGCCUCUGCCGUGUUGGACUUGGAGUGCCUGCAACCAUGUGCCGAAGUAAUUUUGGACUCGCAUGCCACCCUGUCCAUCCAUGGUGUCAGAGUCACCUACAAGGACGAUCGAAACACAAGCAACCAGCGGCCCGUGACCUUUGACACUCGACCCUUCACCUCGUAUGGCGCCGCCCUGCACGUGUCGCUGCCGGUGGCGGUGAAUCCCGGGGACGAGUUCCAGCUGGAGUUCAGCUACACUUGUGGGGAGGGGCCGGCGAUGUGCUGGCUGGAACCCAUGCAGACUGCUGGUAAGAAGCUGCCUUACCUGUUCACCAUAGGCCAGUCCGUCCUGAAUAGGUCCAUGUUCCCCUGUAUCGACACUCCUGCCAUAAAGUCCACCUACUCCGCACAAGUUAAGGUUCCUCCAGGGCUCACUGCUGUGAUGAGUGCCUCCUCUCGCACGGAGGGACCGGAACCCAACACCACCCACUUCAAAAUGGAACAUCCCAUCCCUGCUUACCUCAUCGCCCUGGCUGUUGGGGACAUCGCAUCUGCUGACAUUGGCCCUCGCAGUAAAGUCUGGACCGAACCAAGUGUGCUGGAAAAGGCAAAGGCAGAGUUUGAGGGAGUGGUUGAAGAGUAUAUCCAGGUAGCGGAGGGUUUGUUCGGCCCGUACGUAUGGGGCCAGUACGAUAUCCUCGUCAUGCCGCCAUCUUUCCCGUACGGCGGGAUGGAGAACCCGUGCUUGACCUUCGUGACCCCGUGCCUGCUGGUGGGAGACAAGUCGCUGACUGAUGUCGUCAUGCACGAACUGUGCCACAGCUGGUUUGGGAACCUGGUAACCAAUGCCAACUGGAGUGAGUUUUGGCUGAAUGAGGGAUUUACCAUGUUCUCUCAGCGGCGCGUGUGUGCCACUGUUCUCGGGGAACCCUACAAGUGCCUGGAGGCCGCCACGGGGCAGGCCCUGCUCCAAAACCACAUGACCACUGUCGGGGAGAACCACCCCCUGAACUGUCUGCGAGUGAAGAUUGAGAAGGGGGUGGACCCAGACGACACGUAUAAUGAGACCCCCUAUGAGAAGGGCUGUGCCUUUGUGAGUUACCUGCAGCACUGUGCUGGUGGAGACGAGAAGUUCGACCAGUUCUUGAAGGCUUACAUCAGCAAGUUCAAGUACAGGAGUGUUGUAGCAGAGGACAUGUUGGAGUUUUACCUGGACUAUUUUCCACAUCUCAGGGAACAGGACCUCAGGAACAAACCAGGCUAUGAGUUCGAGCGAUGGCUGACGACACCCGGCUGGCCUCCGUUUGUAGCAGAUCUGUCGCCGGGGCAACAGCUGACACGCCCAGCAGAGCAGCUGGCAGCUCAUUGGGCGGGGGACCAGAUGGAGGAGAACGCAGAGGUGGUGCCAGACAUAUCAGACUGGAAGACCUACCAGAUCGUCCACUUCCUGGACAAACUUGUGGAGCGACCCAAGCUGACCCACGACACCAUACAGGCACUGGCCAAGAAAUACCCUAAGAUUGCAGAGUCUCACAAUGCUGAGCUGACUAUGAGAUGGUGCAUGCUGAUAAUCAAGAGCAACUUCACCUCUGACCUGCCCAAAGUCAGGGCCUUCCUGGAGAGCCAAGGGAAGCAGAAGUACACCCUGCCCAUCUACCGUGCCUUGAAGGCGGGGAGUUCCGAGGCUCAACACUUUGCUCGAGAAAUCUUCGAGGCGACCAAAGACACUCUCCAUGUUAAUGUGCGCAAUUAUGUACAGAAGAUUCUUAGUGCUUAGACCAAAAACAACAUAUGGU